GGCUGGCCCCGCACGGGAGGGCGGCCGGAGCGCUGGCCUGCUCCGCCAUGAGCGCCCCGGACGAGCAGGCGGCGCCGGCCCCCGCCGCCGAGGAGGAGGACGACGGCAUCACCUGGUGGUACCGCUGGCUCUGCCGCCUGGCCGGCGUCCUGGGCGGCGUCUCUUGUGCCUUAGCCGGCCUCUUCAACUGCAUCACUGUUCAUCCACUCAACAUAGCAGCCGGAGUCUGGAUGAUGCUGAAUGCCUUCAUCCUCAUUCUCUGCGAAGCACCGUUCUGCUGCCAGUUUGUUGAGUUUGCAAAUGCAGUGUCGGCAAGGGCAGAUAAGCUCCGCCCCUGGCAGAAAGCGGCUUUCUACUGUGGGAUGGCUGUGUUUCCGGUCAUACUGAGCCUGACUCUGACAACAUUGCUGGGCAAUGCCAUUGCGUUUGCGACAGGCGUGCUAUAUGGGCUUUCGGCCUUGGGCAAAAAGGGAGAUGCCAUUUCGUAUGCGAGGAUGCAGCAGUUGCGCAAACAAACCAAUGAAGAGGGCCUGACAGGGACUGUGGAAGGGCAGGCGGUGUGACAUCCCACUCCGGAAGGAUCCAUUUGGGGCCAGUAGUUCCCUGCUUGACUUGCUGCAAAGUCCACACUGGUGGUAAAACUGACCUCAGAACUCGCUUUGAAGCUCUCCCAAACUUCCAUUCCAGGACAGGGGAGGAAAGCUUAACCCAUUUCUCCCCAAAAUAUCUUUUAGAAAACGGAACAAAUGUAAACACUGUGAAUCAAAUAUGCUGCAGCUUUUAAUAGGGAGGGGCUUGAAUCAGGACUCCUCACUUCAGGCCCCCCUCCCUCUCAGUUCUCAGGUUGGACUGGAACCAAAUAGGGUGAAAAGUCCAUUCCCCACAAUACCAGGAUGUAUUCUGAGACAACCCUUCAAAUGCUGCUCGACAACAGCCCGCUUUGGCGGCUCGGUAUAGUACUUCUGGGACCAACAGGUGCUAUAGCCCCAGGUCUUGAGUUUUUAUGGGGAGGGCAGUGAGGACGUCAGCUGAACACCCGCGUUCUAAUUUGUAAGGGGGUCUGGGGGUGACUAAGCUUUGCCUGCUGCUGUGACUUCUGGGUGUUGCAGACUUUGGUAACUUCACCCCCUUCCCUAAAAAGAGUGUUUCUGUUGUUCUAGUUUAGAUGUUCAGUGAGAUAGUAUAGUAAUUUUAGAACUUAGUGGUAGGGUGCUGAUUAUGAGAUGCCUCAGGGCAGGCGGGGAGGAGUGACUCCUUAAAGAUUCUUGGUUUGUGUUUUUCCAAAAUUUUCAGUCUCCCCUAAAGACUACUUGGUGUUUUUACUAUUUAAUAAAAGAGAAUACUUUGUAGGUAUGGCCAGAGUCAGCUCCCCUACCCCUCCUAGCUGGCCAGAGGUGGCGUGGUUUGAAUGCCCGCCCUGCCAGCUGGAAGGGCCUUGAUUAGAGCUCCCCCUCAGCCCUGGCUGUACAGCACAAAACUUGGACUCUUUAACUCUGAGGCAUUGGACAUUCUGUGCUUCUGGUUGCUCUUUCUUAGAACAGCUUCCUGGGUCUGGGGAGCAGUAUAGAUUUGAUUCUUUUUCAGCUGUUAAUUAUUAAUAAGGUACUUUUCUGUGCUUUCUGUUUACAUUUAAUUUAUUGAUGCCUACCACCACCUCUACUCGUCAGCAUAAUUAUUUAAAUUAUUUAGGACUUUAUUUAGGACAUUUUUGGUUUUCUUUGGGUAUGGAGCACAUGACAUUGGUGCUUUCUUGCUGGGAAAUGUUUUUUUUCUUCACAUUCACAUUUGUUCUAAGAAAGGAGAUGGUUCUUUGUUGCUUGGGAACAAACUCUCUUUAACGGAGUAAAAUGCUAUCUAGGAUUUAGGCAUGAGAAUUUUACCUGCUGGCUGUAGUGUUGUAUACAACCAGCUGGGGUCAGUAGCUGCCACAGGAUGUGGUGGGAACAGUAGGAACCAGAGCAAAAAACUUCCUUUUCAAAGAACAGAAGUUGUCCUAGUUUUGUGUUGCUUAUUGAAAAGCAGGGGGAAAACAUUGUCAGCAAGUUCUUCUUUUUCUCUGAAAUUUCAGAUGAAUGAACGAGUUCAGUACCAUUUUCUUCCAUGUGCAACUUCUGGGAGUUCUUGCACUGGCUUCUUAGGAUGCUGUCCUGCAUGGAUCUUACACAGGGGACAGGGCCAUAUCAUUCAUGAGGCUGACUCGGCUGAAGCCUGGGGGCCCUGCAGGGGCUAGGAGCCCGUCAAUAUUUUUUUGCUGAGGCACAGGGUCAGGCUGUCAACUGUAGUGGGGUGAAAGAUUGACGUGCCAGAAGGGACCUGAAAGGCUAGGGGCUCAGCCAUGGGUUAAUAUGGCCUUGAUCGUACACAACCUGGUUGAUCUAUCCAGAGCCUGCGGCUUUCUCUUUUGGGUGCUUUUAACAACUUACUGUAACCAGCACCUUCUCCUCAGGUGGUAGAAAUGCACUGGACUUGAGCGUUCAUCACAACAGGGCCAUCUGACAGCAAUGCUGAUUCUGUGAACCUGGGCAGAUCAUGAGAGGGGGGGCAGGAAGGGUUACACUAUGCUUAGUUCUCGUGGCCCCUUCUUACAUGCCCAGGGUAAUGCCAAUCACCAUCUUGGGGUCAGGUAGCAAUUUUAUCCAGGUCAGUUUGGCUAGGGAUCCUGACAGUGUUUUGCCAUCUUCUGGGCAUGGAGCAAGGAUCAGUGUGUGUGUG
Messenger RNA from Eublepharis macularius, 2712 nucleotides. RefSeq names its product calcium channel flower domain containing 1 (gene CACFD1). The coding region runs from base 48 to 563 and encodes 171 amino acids. Gene Ontology annotation, cellular component: membrane. The record is from RefSeq and is a predicted model, not a curated record. The transcript is spliced from 5 exons. Lineage: Eukaryota; Metazoa; Chordata; Lepidosauria; Squamata; Eublepharidae. Gene Ontology annotation, biological process: vesicle-mediated transport.